GCCAUUUACUCCCCCUUCCCCGCUUCCCCCCACACCAAACCUUCUCUGGCUCCCUGACCUCAGUGAGACUACAGCUCAUCUGGGGACCUGCGGGAGACAUGGAGAAAGAGACGGGGGACCCCCUGGCUGGAGCUGACCAAGGGAAUAGGCAGCCAUGGCUGGUGAAAUGGAUAUCAGAAUAAUGUUUGACCUCUGGAAACACCAAAUUUCUUUUUUCAGUCACUUACAGGACAUCCGGUCAAAAUUCACUAGGUAGGAGGGUCAGCAGCUGGAAAGAACCGGAGCCUGGGGGGACCUGGCUGGAUAGGUAUGGGGGAUCCAGGCCAGCCCCCUAAUCCCCGGUCCCCCCAUGGCAGUCCCCCAACUCUAAGCACUCUCACUCUCCUGCUGCUCCUCUGUGGACAUGCUCAUUCUCAAUGCAAGAUCCUACGCUGCAAUGCUGAGUAUGUAUCGUCCACCCUGAGCCUCAGAGGUGGGGGUUCACCAGGAGGGCUUCCAGGAGGCAGCGGCGGCGGCCGAGGUGGAGGCGUGGGCUCAGGCGGCCUCUGUCGAGCCCUCCGCUCCUACGCGCUCUGCACUCGGCGCACCGCCCGCACCUGCCGCGGGGACCUCGCCUUCCAUUCUGCUGUGCAUGGUAUCGAAGACCUGAUGAUUCAGCACAACUGCUCCCGUCAGGGCCCUACGGCCCCUCCCCCACCCCGGGGCCCCGCCCUUCCAGGAGCGGGCCUGGGCCAGGGCCUCCCAGCCCCAGACCCCUGUGACUAUGAAGGUCGGUUUUCUCGGCUACACGGUCAUCCCCCGAGUUUCUUGCAUUGCGCCUCCUUCGGGGACCCUCACGUGCGCAGCUUCCACCACCACUUUCACACGUGCCGUGUUCAGGGAGCUUGGCCCCUGCUGGAUAACGACUUCCUCUUUGUCCAGGCCACCAGCUCCCCCGUGGCAUUGGGGGCCAACGCUACCACCACCCGGAAGCUCACCAUCAUAUUUAAGAACAUGCAGGAAUGCAUUGAUCAGAAGGUCUACCAAGCUGAGGUGGACAAUCUUCCUGCAGCCUUUGAAGAUGGUUCUGUCAAUGGAGGUGACCGACCUGGGGGCUCAAGUUUGUCCAUUCAUACUGCUAACCCUGGGAGCCAUGUGGAGAUCCGUGCUGCCUAUAUUGGCACAACUAUAAUCAUUCGGCAGACAGCUGGGCAGCUCUCCUUCUCCAUCAAGGCUGCAGAGGAUGUGGCCAGGGCCUUUUCAGCAGAGCAGGACCUGCAGCUCUGUGUUGGGGGGUGCCCUCCAAGUCAGCAACUCUCUCGCUCAGAGAGCAAUCGUCGUGGAGCUAUAACUGUUGAUACUGCCAGACAGCUGUGCAAGGAAGGGCUUCCAGUGGAAGAUGCUUACUUCCAUUCCUGUGUCUUUGAUGUUUUAAUCUCUGGUGACCCCAACUUUACUGUGGCAGCUCAGGAAGCUCUGGAGGAUGCCAGAGCCUUCCUGCCAGACUUAGAGAAGCUGCAUCUCUUCCCCUCAGAUGCUGGGAUUCCUCUCUCCUCAGCAACACUCCUAGCCCCACUCCUUUCUGGGCUCUUUGUUCUAUGGCUUUGCAUUCAAUAAGUAGGCCAGCAAACCCAUAACUAGUUUGGAAAUGAUUUGGGGAUAGAAAUUGACAUGGAGGAACAUAAAGAAAUGCUAAAGGAAACAGUGGGGACUAGAAGACACAUGAAACAAUGACAUUUAUCCAGAGUUAGAUGAGGCUGCAGUCCAGGGUUGAAAUAAUCACAGAAUACGGAUUCUGGGCAAGGUUUCUCCAUGUCAGAUCCCUGUAGGGGCUUUUCACCAAUUUUCCCAGUUCCGUUUAUAGUAAGCAAUUGUUCCAAUCCAUCUACUGCUGAGAUCACCCCUACAAGCUUAGAGGUUAUAUGGUUCCUAAUGAUCAGUAAGAAACUUAAUGGUUGAGAUUUUAAAGAUGUAAUAACAUAACCCAUAAGAAACUCAAAAGAGAAGAAAAUAAUUAAAGAAGUCUAUUUGAUGAAUAUAUGUGGGUAAGGUAUGUUCUGAUUUCUGGGUUCAGAAAUGAAGCAGGUGUUGUCUGGAUCUUAGGUGAAGGGAACCUCUGCUUUUGAAGAAAGCACUGGCACAGAUAGGACAGAAGCUCUGGUUCCCAUUCCCCAACUAAACUGUUAUUAAAGCUAUAAAUUCUUCACACAGUC
This is a messenger RNA of Cynocephalus volans (Philippine flying lemur), 2192 nucleotides long. RefSeq names its product hemojuvelin BMP co-receptor (gene HJV). Gene Ontology annotation, cellular component: plasma membrane. The transcript is spliced from 4 exons. The record is from RefSeq and is a predicted model, not a curated record. Bases 310 to 1596 code for a protein of 428 amino acids. Gene Ontology annotation, molecular function: coreceptor activity. Gene Ontology annotation, biological process: BMP signaling pathway. Lineage: Eukaryota; Metazoa; Chordata; Mammalia; Dermoptera; Cynocephalidae.